Molecule: messenger RNA, 849 nt
Organism: Anopheles maculipalpis
Lineage: Eukaryota; Metazoa; Arthropoda; Insecta; Diptera; Culicidae
Gene: Osi8
Exons: 2
Coding region: 1-849 (282 amino acids)
Source: RefSeq, a predicted model, not a curated record
AUGCAACUGUUCAAGUGUUUAUUGGUGAUCGGGUGCUUAGCGACAGUGUCCUUUGCCCACAGUGCUUCCGCCACGCUGCCGAUCAGCUCGAACUCGAUCGAUGACAGCAACGGACCGCAGCAGCAGACGCCCCGCGCCGGCUCGUACCUUGGCGAGAUCAAGUACCUGUACAAGACGUACCAGGACUGUGCCAGCGGCGAUGUCUCCACCUGCCUGAAGAUGAAGCUGUUCACCAUCCUGGACCGUGUGUCGCGCUCGACCAAGGACUUCAAGUUGAGCGAGGGCGUGCGAUUCGUGCGCGAUCAGGAAUCGGCCGCUGACGCUGCCCCGCUGAAGACGGAGGCCCAGCUGGAGGCUGAGCUGCCCCGUUCGCUCGACGAGAAGGAACGCUCGCUCAACUCGAUGCUCUUCGACAAGGUUCUGUCCUUCUUCCAGUCCCACACCCUGCAAGUCAAGUUCCCGUCCAGCGAGGAAAUCAAGCGCUCCAUGGAUGAGGUCCGCGGAGGCGGCGGUGGCUUCGGAGGUGCCGGAGGCGGUGGCUUCGGAGGUGGCAAGGACAAGGACAAGAAGAACGGCCACUGGAUCAUGAUCCCGCUGUUGCUCGGCAGCACGCUCGUCCCGCUCGCCUUCGGUGCCCUCGCCCUGCUCGCGGGUAAGGCUCUGAUCGUUUCCAAGCUGGCUCUUGCCCUGGCCUCCAUCAUCGGCAUCAAGAAGCUGAUCUCCAGCGGUAGCGGCCAUCACGAGUCGGCCCAUGAGGUGGUCGUAUCCGGCGGACACGGCGGCGGUUGGGGACGUAUCGGAUCCGGCCAGGGUCUUGCCUACAACGGCUACGGACACUACGCUCAGUAA